Messenger RNA from Periconia digitata, 796 nucleotides. NCBI's taxonomy places the organism in Eukaryota, Fungi, Ascomycota, Dothideomycetes, Pleosporales, Periconiaceae. The record is from the annotation of a GenBank genome assembly.
UAUUGAAGCUAUACAUUCUAUCAACCUCUACUCUCGCAAAUUCGCCAAAAUGCAUCCAGCCAUAUUAACGUUAUCUAUCAUCAAUCUCCUUGUGUCUGAAGUAGCAUGCCAUGGCUGGAUCAAGCAACUGAAGCUCGACGGCGCCACAUAUGUUGUAUUCCCAGAAGUCAAGGUACCCGACUGGACCGCGCCGGCCAUCAACAUCACGCGACAAAUAGGCUACGACGGCCCUGUGCUGGACGUUCUCUCCAACGACAUCACAUGCAACGCGCGAGCAGUCCCGCUCAACGACAACGGAGUCUCCCGCACGGGAACAAUCACCGCUGGGUCAAACUUGCAGAUCUACUGGGGAGGGUGGCCUCACAGCGGGCCAAUACUGACGUACAUGGCUAGAUGCGAUCCAGACUGUGGUUCUUUCACAGGAAGCACAGGUAAUGUGUGGUUCAAGAUCGACGAGUACGGGUACAAGAAUGGAUGGGCAACACAGCAACUCGACACUCAAAAGUACUGGUGGAACGUCACUGUGCCACAGUGCAUUCCGGAUGGGGAGUAUCUGAUCAGGCAUGAGAUCAUGGCGAUGAGCGAGUGUAAAACGCUAGGCAAAUGCCAGUUUUAUCCGAGCUGCACUCAAGUCAAGGUUGUGGGUGGAGGGUCUGUUAGUCCCGGCUCCAGCGACCUCGUUGCGUUUCCUGGUGCGUAUGGGAAGACUGAUAAAGGUAUUUUGUGGGAUACAAAUACGCAGGAUGCUAGGGACUAUGUGACCCCGGGCCCCAGAGUGUGGGAAUGCCCUUCAUAA